Eurypyga helias (sunbittern) is the source of this 1008-nucleotide messenger RNA. Its product is annotated as transforming growth factor-beta receptor-associated protein 1-like. Gene Ontology annotation, biological process: endosomal vesicle fusion; vesicle-mediated transport; autophagy. The record is from RefSeq and is a predicted model, not a curated record. Gene Ontology annotation, cellular component: cytoplasm; membrane. Lineage: Eukaryota; Metazoa; Chordata; Aves; Eurypygiformes; Eurypygidae.
AUGAGUGUGAAAGCUUUCAAGCUCGUUUCCGCUGUUGAGCGAGAGAUGUUAAUGGGAGACAAAAAUUACAUCAACAUCGAAUGCAUUGAGUGUUGCGGAAAGAACCUCUAUAUUGGAACCAAUGACUGCUUCAUCUAUCACUUUCUGUUGGAUGAAAAGAUAUCAACAGCUGGAAAAAUAACUUUUGCUGCCACCAAGCAACUGCAUAAAUACCUGGGCUUGAAGAAGCCCGUGAGCGAGUUGAAAGCAGCCUCUGCCCUCACCAGGCUUCUUGUGCUUUGCGACAACACGAUAACACUAGUUAACAUGAUGAACUUGGAACCUGUCCCCACUGGUGCUAGAAUCAAAGGAGCUGUGACGUUCGCAUUAAAUGAGAACCCUGUGAGCGGGGAUCCUUUCUGUGUCGAAGUCUGCAUUAUCUCCGUCAAGCGGCGGACCAUUCAAAUGUUCAUGGUGUUUGAAGACAGAGUCCAGAUAGUGAAGGAAGUGUUUACUCCAGAGCAACCCUCUGCUGUGGCUGUGGAUGGUUAUUACUUAUGUCUUGCACUUACUACACAGUAUAUAAUUUUGAAUUAUAACACUGGUGUCUCCCAGGAUCUGUUUCCUUACUGCAGUGACGAGAAACGGCCAAUUGUGAAAAGGAUAGGCAGACAGGAGUUUCUGUUGGCUGGUCCUGGAGGCCUAGGCAUGUUUGCAACCGUGGAUGGCAUUUCGCAGCGUGCCCCUGUGCACUGGUCAGAGAACGUGAUUGGAGCAGCUCUGUGCUUUCUCAUUACAGUGCACAGCAUGCUGGACCAGCAGCAGAAGCAAACACUGCCUUUUAAAGAAGGUCACAUUCUACAGGACUUCGAAGGAAAGGUGAUUGUUGCUACUAAUAAGGGUGUGUAUAUCUUGGUGCCGCUACCUUUGGAAAAACAGAUUCAGGAUCUUCUAGCUAGCCACAGAGUGGAAGAAGCCCUUGUUCUAGCAAAAGGAGCUCGAAGGAAUAUUCCAAAAGAGAAAUUUCAG